AUGACCAACAAAGCAGCCUGGCAAGUAGCCCCAGACUCCAAAACCUUCACUAUCGCCUCAGGCCCAGUCCCAAACCCAAGCGAGAACGAAGUGGUCAUCAAAGUCGCCUACGCCGCAGUCAACCCAGUCGACUGGAAGCUCCAAGAAACCCCCUUCGACCUACCCUACCCAUACAUCUUCGGCACCGACGUAGCCGGAACAAUCACUCAGCUGGGAAACAACGUAACCCGAUUCCACCUCGGACAACGAGUCCUAGCCCACUGUGACGGCCUGCUCACACAGAAGAAAACAAACAAUGCAUUCCAGGAAUAUGCCACUACGCGCGAGAUCCUCGUCUCACCAGUCCCGGAGGAUAUCCCUCUUUCUAACGCGGCUGUUCUCCCACUAGCCUAUUCGACUGCAUCAGCUGCGCUAUUCCAUUACCUUGGUUUACCGUAUCCGGCUAUCCAGCCUGUUUCUCUGGGUAAGAGGAUCCUGAUCUGGGGUGGGAGUUCGGCGGUUGGGAGUUCGGCUAUUCAGCUUGCGCGUGCGGCGGGCUUGGAUGUUCUUGCUACUGUCAGUUUGAGGAACUUUGAAUAUGUGGAAAGGCUUGGGGGGAGGGUAUUUGAUUAUGCUGAUGGGGGUGUUGUGGGGAGGUUGUUGGAGGUGCUGGAGGAGGGGGAUUUGGUUUUUGAUGCUAUUAGUACUCCUGAGACGCAGGGUGCUUGUGGGGAGAUUGUGGGGAGGAUUGGGGGUGUGCUUUUGACGACUUCGCCUGUUCCGUCGGUUGGGUUGCCGGAGGGGGUGGAGGGGGUUUUUGUUAAUGGGUUGGCGCCUGGAUUGAUUAAUUUGGAUGUUGGGGAUGCUGUUUGGCGGAAGUAUUUGCCGGAGGCUUUGGCGAAUGGGUCGUUUGUGGCUAAGCCUGAUCCAUUUGUCCUUAAAGGACUGGAGAGUGUGCAGGAGGGGGUGGAUCUUUUGAAGAAGGGGGUUUCUGCUCGGAAGAUUGUGAUUGAGGUGGAUGGGGAAUAG
Penicillium salamii is the source of this 1008-nucleotide messenger RNA. The record is from the annotation of a GenBank genome assembly. NCBI's taxonomy places the organism in Eukaryota, Fungi, Ascomycota, Eurotiomycetes, Eurotiales, Aspergillaceae.